GUUUGACUCUCCAUCCCGCCUCUCUCCAUCCCGAUCGGUGUGCGAAAUAUGGCGUCUGUAAGCAACGGGAAUACUCCGCUACCGGAAGAGGUCGGCAAGCCGCCUGAGGGCGUGGUCUUGCCACCCAAGGAUAUUCGAGCUAUCGUCGAGAAGACGGCCGGCUAUGUCGCUCGAAACGGCGUCGUCUUCGAAGAUCGUGUUCGCGAAAAGGAACGCAACAACCCGAAAUUCUCCUUCCUGAACGCCAAUGACGCGUACGCACCGUUCUACCAAUGGCGUCUGGACGAGAUCAAGGAAGGCCGAGGAACAGCCGUGUCUGCAGGGCGAGCGGGCGACCCCAACGCCUCUGCUGAGCCGGAAAAGACCAAGGGCCCCGAGGAGCCCGAAGAGUUCCACUUCUCCGCGCGGAUGCCCAUAAUCAACGCCAAGGAUCUGGAAGUCGUCAAGCUCACGGCCCUCUUUGUCGCCAAGCGUGGAAAGUCGUUCAUGACGGCGCUCUCCCAGCGCGAAACCAGGAACUUCCAAUUCGACUUCCUGCGGCCCCAACACAGUCUGUACCACUUCUUCACGCGGCUCAUCGACCAAUACACCAUCCUGCUCCGCGCCGAAGGCCUCGACGCCGCGACGAUGGAAAAGAAACGAAUCGCCGACCUCGAACGCAACGUGCAAUACAAAUACCACAUCCUCGAACGCGCCAAGAAGCGCGCCGAAUGGGUCAAAUUCCAGGAGCAGCAGAAGCAGCAGAAGGAAGAAGAGGAGGAGCAGGAGCGGAUCGAGUACGCGCAAAUCGACUGGCAUGACUUCGUCGUGGUCGAGACCGUCCUCUUCACCGAUGCAGACGACCAAGUCGACCUCCCUCCCCCGACCUCCCUCAACGACCUCCAAUCCGCCUCCCUCGAACAAAAAGCCGCCAUGUCUCUCAACCCCCUCCGCAUCGAAGAAGCCAUGCCCACCGAAGACGAAGCCCCAACCUACUACAACGCCUACCCAACACAAUUCGAACCCGAACCCGCCCCCGUCCCCGUCAUCCCAACCGGCCCCGCCUAUCCCCCGCAAGGCUACGCCCCUCAACCCAUGCCCACGCCCAACCCCAUCCCCGUCCCCCCCGCCUUCGCAACCCCCGCCGCGCUCGAAGAGGAACAACGGAUCCGCGAACGGAUGGAGGCGCGCGACCGCGCCGCCGCCGUGCAAGCCUCCGCGAAAGCCAUCCCCGGCCAACAACCCAUGCGCAUCCGCUCCGACUACGUUCCCCGCGCACAAGCCCGUCGCGGCAACGCCCCCAGCGCCGCCACGGCCCUCUGUCCCAACUGCCAUCUGCAGAUCCCCGUCGACGAGCUGGACCAGCACAUGCGCAUCGAGCUGCUCGACCCCCGCUGGAAAGAGCAGCGCGCCAAAGCCGACUCCCGCAGCGCCACGACCAACCUCUCCACCAUCGACGUCGUCAACAACCUCAAGCGGCUGGCCAGCCAACGAAGCGACGUCUUCGACGCCAAUGCCCCCGGCGGACCCGCCGGAACCAUGGACCCCGAAGAAGAAUCCCGCCGAAAGAAAAUGGCCUUUGAAGCUGCCUCUGGCGCCGGGCCCGACGUCGUGCCCCCCCCUCCCGUUGGUCCGGCUGGCGGUCCGCCCAAUCCUCAAAGUAUGAAUAUCGAGGAGCAGAUUAGACGCAUUCAUGAGCGACAGGCAAUGACCCGGAAGUGAUUCCAUCUACAUCAAGCAUGUUCUUUGUUUUUUUUAAAGUUGGCUUUAACUCCAUCGGGUAUUGCUGGGUUUUUGGACCGUGUUAUAUGUUACGGAGGCGUUUUCUUUUCUUUUCAUUUCUUCUGUCGUCGGAGUACGCGCUGUAUACUUGAUUUGAUUGACAAGUAGCUCUUCUUUGAGGCGAGACGUGGUGUCUCUGCUUUCUUUGUAAAAUCUUGAUAUACUUCUUUCUC
Molecule: messenger RNA, 1934 nt
Organism: Aspergillus heteromorphus CBS 117.55
Lineage: Eukaryota; Fungi; Ascomycota; Eurotiomycetes; Eurotiales; Aspergillaceae
Product: putative pre-mRNA splicing factor
Exons: 3
Coding region: 49-1701 (550 amino acids)
Biological process (GO): regulation of alternative mRNA splicing, via spliceosome; mRNA cis splicing, via spliceosome
Cellular component (GO): catalytic step 2 spliceosome; U2-type prespliceosome; U2 snRNP
Molecular function (GO): RNA binding
Source: RefSeq, a predicted model, not a curated record